Molecule: messenger RNA, 357 nt
Organism: Tilletiopsis washingtonensis
Lineage: Eukaryota; Fungi; Basidiomycota; Exobasidiomycetes; Entylomatales
Product: histone-fold-containing protein
Exons: 3
Coding region: 1-357 (118 amino acids)
Biological process (GO): transcription by RNA polymerase II; negative regulation of transcription by RNA polymerase II; positive regulation of transcription by RNA polymerase II
Cellular component (GO): negative cofactor 2 complex; nucleus
Molecular function (GO): protein heterodimerization activity; RNA polymerase II general transcription initiation factor activity; transcription coactivator activity
Source: RefSeq, a predicted model, not a curated record
AUGGGCAAGCGCUCCGGCACGUCAAAGUUCCCCGUCGCGCGCAUCAAGAAGAUCAUGCAGUCCAACGAGGAGGUCGGCAAGGUCGCACAGGCCACGCCCGUGCUCAUCUCCAAGGCGCUGGAGCUCUUCAUGGCAGAGCUCAUCGAUGCAACGGUGAAGGAGGCAAAGGCAAAGGGCGCGAAGCGUGUCGCGCCGCACCAUCUGAAGCGCGCCGUGCACAAGAGCGAGACGCUCGACUUCUGCAAGGCAAUCGUCGGCGAGCUCGACGAGGGCCUGGAGGAGGACAAGGCCAAGGACGAGGGCGCCGCACGCGGCGGCAAGCGCCGCAAGGUCGCUACCGCUGCGGCCGACGCUUAG